AUGGCUUUACUAACAACGCCAUCGCCGGCGCCAGAAAGCAAUGCAAACACCAACUUUCUGAGGCCAAAUUCAUCUCUCUUCAACUCAGAGUCUGAUGAAGAACUUCUUUCGGUGAAGUCAAAAUCUAGGUCACCCAGAAGCAGCACAUCUGAGAAUCUUCAAAUGCUAAGUCUGCGCGACCACUACGAGAUAAAUGGAGAUCUAGGUAAAGGAACGUACGGCAAGGUUGUGCAGGCCGUGUGCAAGGAAACGGGAACAAAGAUAGCCCUCAAGAUCCUACCGAAAUCGUCUACGAAACUGAGAGACUUUCAGAGGGAGUUUAACAUCAGUUAUUACCUUUCCCCUCAUGCAAAUAUCGUCGACACCUACAAUGUGGCUUUUGAAACACGAGCCAGUUAUGUCUUUGCGCUAGAAUAUGCUCCCUUGGGGGACCUUUUUGAUUCCAUCCCGCCUCAAAUUGGCAUGUCUGAACAGGAUACAAAAACAGUCAUCAGACAAUUAGCAUCAGCGCUGGAGUUCAUGCAUAGCAAGAAGCUAGUUCACAGAGAUAUUAAACCAGAGAAUAUCCUCGUUAUGGCUCCAGAUUUUUCUAGGGUCAAACUGAUGGACUUUGGCAUGAGUCGUCGAGAUGGGGCGAUGGUUCGUAAAACAAAUGGCAGCAUUCCUUACACUCCUCCAGAAGUCUGCGAAGCUGUUCGAAAUGAGAGCAUUCAGGUCACUACAGGAGCCGACGUAUGGGCUUUGGGUGUGCUGUUAUUCUGCAUGCUAACGGGGAACUUUCCCUGGGAAAACGCAGACAUUGGGGACAUUUAUUUCAAGGAGUUUAUUCUGUGGCAAAGAAGAAAAACAACAAAGGUUCCAUCGCAGUGGAGGAGAUUCACACCACGGAUCUUAAAAUUCUUUAGAAAAACGUUGGAAAUCAAACCACAUCGUCGCAGUUCGGUGAAGGAGCUAGCAAAGUAUGCCAACGAUCCGUGGUUGCUGCAGGCAACAGAAAUCGGCAACGUUGAAUCCGACUCCGGGACAGAAGCCGAACAAGUCGACCACCUCUCCAUUAUGCUCAGAGAUCACGGAAUAGAGACCCGAGUUGACAAAAGACUGCGAGACCGUCGAAUAUCGGAGUGGUUACUAACGUUAUGA
Molecule: messenger RNA, 1140 nt
Organism: Candidula unifasciata
Lineage: Eukaryota; Metazoa; Mollusca; Gastropoda; Stylommatophora; Geomitridae
Source: the annotation of a GenBank genome assembly